UUUUUCUAAGUUCAAAUAUCACGUCUAAUAAUGAAGAAUUUCAAUGCAAAAGUACUUUCCCAAAAUUUUCAGUAUUACUUCCCUACAAAUAUCAAAAAUACUUUUCGUGCGUUCGAAACGUCAUGGGAAACUGAUAAUUUGGAGAGUGAAGACAACCGAAAUAUUUAUUGUGAAUUGAUUGAUUGGAGGAAGGAUUUCAAUUGGAAUGCAAAUAAAAAUAUCAUUCUAUCCAACAAAAUUGCUACUGAUAACGCAAAACUUGAUGAUUAUGAUGAGGAUGAUGACGAUAAUAAGCAUAAAAGUGUAAUAAAUGAUAAUCAAGUAAAAUGGUGGACUGAAAUUGAAUUGAAAGGGUUAAACUAUAUUGAACCACUUUCCAUGAUGGCUAUCAAAACUUUGGCACAAGACUAUAAAUCUGGCAAGAUUGAUGAGAGGAUAUUCUGUCAUGAUUACAAUUUGUUUGGGCGACUGAUGGAACUGAACAUUCUUUUGUCUAAUUUAUUGGAACUUGAUAAUGAAGUUUAUUGGACACGAGUUGUAGAGUCAAAAAUCAAAGAUCAAGUCAGAUGGAUUAAAUGUAUGAAAGAUUCAGAAACAAAUUGGAAGAAAAUAGGGAUUGAAUUAUGCUAUACGGAAUUUGUUGAGAAUCUAACAUUUUAUGAAUCAGAUUUGCCAGCAAUUUUAGAGUUCACAGAUAACAUUACAAAAAGAUGCUCCAAAUUCAUCGAAAACCUAACCAUUCGUAAAGUUAACAUGAAUGAAAAGAAGCUGGCAAAUGAGUUUAAUCCAAAAACUUUCUCAAGAAUCUACAGAAACGACGAGGUUUCUCACAUAUCCUUAGAAUUCCUUAAAAACCUUAAAAAUCUCAAAAAUAUCUCAAUCACCUUUAAUCCUCAAAUAUCAUUCGAGUUGUAUGAACCAAGAUUUUUUCAAGUCUCAGUCCACGACAUUGAAAACUUUUCAAAAAGUUUGGAAUGUUUUUGUCAUCUAGAGUCACUGGAAAUAACUAAAACAGACUUAGAAGAACAUGCAAAAUUAUUCCAUUUAUUAUCAUCGAUUGAGAAAUUGCGAGGUUUAAAGGCAUUGACAUUAACACAUUGCAAUAUAUCUUCAAAAGAAUCUGGUGCGAUUUUUGCAUCGUUCUUAUCGAAGAGCAUGUCAUUGACAGAAAUCAAUUUAAAGGAUAAUGCUCUAAGGUCUGAUUUUUGUCAUCAAUUCUCACUCGGAAUGCAAAAGUUUAAUGGAAUUUUACAGAAAUUGAAUUUAUCAAUGAAUCCAAUAUUGCAUGAUGGUCUCAAAUUUAUCAUGAGCAGCAUAGUACAAAAUGACAAUGUCGUUGAUUUAGAUAUUUCCACUUGUGAUGGAUUUUCGUGUACAUCAUAUGGAACUGCAUUUCAAGAACUCAUUAAUUUAAUAUCCACGUCAAGAAAUUUACAGUAUUUAGAUAUUUCAAAUAAUAUCAUUGCAUCUGGAACUACAAGGAAAGAGUUUAUAAGAGCACUUGAGGGAAAUUACCACAUAUCUAAAAUUUCAUGCUUAAAUUGCGAUUUCAGCACAAAAGAAGACGUUGAUAUCCAUAUAUUAUGCCUUAGAAAUGAAUAUUACAGGCAGAAUGAUAUCCUAGGAAAGGAUUCGUUUACACGUAAAGACGAAAUAGAAAUCGAGAAAUGGCUACGACGUACAAAACAUCCGCUUUUGAUGCGAGCUCACAUGUAUAUGCCGACGGAAAAUUUGAUUAAGUGGAAACUUUUUAAGAGAAUGCCGCAAGGAAGGAGAAAAAUCCCGUUCUCUGGCAAGCAGAAGAAGCAGCAGUUGAUUGUUAAAAGACAAAAUCAAGCACUGCCGAUAAAUCUUAUCCGGAAAGUUCAAGAUGAUUCAGAUACAUCCAGUGAAAUAAGCGAGAAUGCAACAUUAGCUGAAAAGAUCCAAAAAAUACAUGUACAGCCAAUAAAAGAUUUGAGAGGUAAAUCAAACCGAUACGUCCUUCAGUUCCAUGCUGAAUCUCCAAAAGAGAUAAAGGAACUAAGAGAAAAAGCACGGCAACCAUUAAAUUUUGCAAGAGCUGAAGAUUUAGAAGUUGAUGACUUUAGUUUUGAUGAUUUUGACAUACCGAAAAGACCGUCAUGGGAUUAUAAGAUGAAAAAGGAAGUGCUAUUGGCUAAUGAAGAACGAUAUUUCUUUAAAUAUGUCACUAAUCUCGAGAAAAAGCACUACGAUGAUCUGAAACAUUUGAGUUGCUUUGAAUUAAAUAUAGAAACAUGGAGACAACUGUGGAGAGUUAUUGAAUUGAGUGACAUCCUCCUAAUCAUUAUUGAUGCUAGAUAUCCAACGUUUCUCUUUCCGCCUUAUCUAUAUCAAUAUGUUACAGAAGAAUUAAGGAAGCAUUGCAUCGUUAUGAUGAAUAAAAUCGAUUUAGUUGAAAGUUCGGUCGUACUUGCAUGGAAAAAGUACUUUGAAGAAAAAUAUAAAAUCAAUGUUGUGCUGUUUACGUCAUAUCCAUCGUACAAUCUGAGAGGACAAACGCAAAAUAAAAGUGGAUUGCAAAUUCGAAGAAGAAAAGGUAGAAUGAAAAUGGCAUGUGAAGGAGCAAUGGAAGUUUAUAAAGCAUGUAGCAAUAUAGCAAAGACUCAAGUCGACUUAUCAAAAUGGCACGACAAAAUUCAAGAAGAAAUUAAUACUGCAUCAAAUUAUGACGAUGAUAACGACGAUACGGAAGUAGAAGUUGAAAGAAAUCACGUAGACGAUGUGAAAGAUUUUGAUUUUGAAGAACACGAACUUUUUAAGAAUGGAGUUUUAACAAUCGGAACUGUCGGUUUUCCAAAUGUUGGAAAAUCAUCAGUAUUGAAUGGAUUAAUGGGAAAGAAAGUUGUAUCAAUCUCACGGUCUCCUGGCCAUACCAAGCAUUUUCAAACAAUAUUCCUAACUGAAAAUGUCAGACUUGUUGAUUGUCCUGGACUUGUUUUUCCAAGCGCAACACCGAAAAUUAUGCAAGUGCUUUUAGGAAGUUAUCCAAUAGCUCAAUUGAGAGAGCCUUAUGCAUCUAUUAAGUUUUUAGCUGAACGAGCUGAUCUUCAAAAAUUGUUAAAUCUUAAACAUCCAGAAGAAAAUAGCAAAGAAUGGUCUGCUAUGGACAUUUGUGAAGCUUUUGCAAUUAAACGAGGAUACAUGACAGCUAAGACAUCAAGACCAGAUACAUAUCGUGCAGCAAACUCAAUUCUAAGAAUGGCAUUGGAUGGUAAAAUCACAAUUUCUUUAAAACCUAGGAAUUAUCACAAGAACAAAGCAUUUUGGGAAUCUCAUCCAGAACUCCAAAAAGUUAAGGAACUGCAAGCAAUUGGAAAAAUAAUUUCUACAAACGAUGAUGAUGCAUACUCUGAAGAUGACGAUGCACAAAAGCCAAGUGAUUAUGUCUUAAAACCUGAAAAGAAAGGCGCUUCAAAGCGUGACAUAUAUGAUAAGGAUAAUGAGGCUGAUAGUGAAGGUGAAAGCGAUGAAUGUAAUGUUGGUGCUUCUAGUUCUAAUCCAUUUGAUGUGCUAAAUGAUGAGCAUGAGUAAGGAAAUUAUGAUUCUCUCUAAAUUCAAUGAAAUAAUAAAAGCUAAAUUAUUUUUUGAAAGAAAAAAA
Chironomus riparius is the source of this 3622-nucleotide messenger RNA. The record is from the annotation of a GenBank genome assembly. NCBI's taxonomy places the organism in Eukaryota, Metazoa, Arthropoda, Insecta, Diptera, Chironomidae.